UCUAAUCCCUCCACUAGCCCGUACCCCCCGGUUCGCGAGCCACAGCAUCAGCAUCUCCUCUCCCUCCCCCCUGUCUCCAAAUCCCCCCACUACCAACAUGCCCGAGCACGAAGACGACCUCGUUGCCUCCCAGACCGAGGGUUUCAAGGUCGGAGAGAAGAAGACCAUCGAAGAGUACACAAACCUCGAUAAGAACGAUGAGUCCCUUAACCGCUGGAAGGCCAGCCUGGGUAUCAGCACCGGAGCUCCCAUUGGCGACCCCAACGAUCCCAGAAAGUGCAUCAUCAAGUCCCUUGCCCUGGAGGUGGAGGGACGGUCUGAUGUUGUGAUUGACCUGUCUGCUCCUGGCGCGGUCGACACCCUCAAGGACAAGCCCUUUACGAUCAAGGAGGGCGCCACCUUCCACAUCAAGGUUGUCUUCCAGGUCAACCAUGAGGUUCUGAGCGGCCUCAAGUACCUGCAGGUUGUCAAGCGUAAGGGUAUCAGAGUUGGCAAGGAUGAGGAGAUGCUGGGAAGUUACGCCCCCAACACCACCGACAAGCCCGUCUACGAGAAGAAGUUCAAUGCCGAGGAAGCCCCCUCGGGCAUGAUCGCUCGUGGCCACUACAACGCCGUGUCCAAGUUCGUCGACGACGACAACCACACUCACCUUCAGUUCGAGUGGUCCUUCGACAUUGCCAAGGACUGGUAGAUCUAGAUAGUCGGACUGGCUCUGCUUUCUGGCUUCCCGCCACCUCCCAAUCUCGCGCGCUCUCUCUUUCUCAUAUAUGAAACUAUGAACUACUCACCUAUAUCAUUUCGCAUGAGCAGCAUAUUACUACUUCUACUUCCACUUUCUUCGCAGUUAUACUAGCGUUGGACCCGCGUGUUGUUCGUUCUCGAAUUCUAAUUGUUUGAUUCGCACACCUUUCCCUGCGUUCAUUGUCUGCUAGGAUUCUUGAUAAAUGGAUUUAUCUGGGUUGCAGCCAUUGCUUUCCAUUGACCAUACAUAGAUCUGUCCUACCCCAAAUCCUACCUCAAUAACGAUUUAUAUAACCCCGUAUAUACAAAACACUAUCUG
Messenger RNA from Aspergillus ibericus CBS 121593, 1060 nucleotides. Its product is annotated as rho GDP-dissociation inhibitor. Gene Ontology annotation, cellular component: cytoplasm; cytosol; membrane. Gene Ontology annotation, biological process: Rho protein signal transduction. Lineage: Eukaryota; Fungi; Ascomycota; Eurotiomycetes; Eurotiales; Aspergillaceae. Bases 98 to 691 code for a protein of 197 amino acids. Gene Ontology annotation, molecular function: protein binding; Rho GDP-dissociation inhibitor activity. The record is from RefSeq and is a predicted model, not a curated record. The transcript has 4 exons.